Messenger RNA from Hibiscus syriacus, 1107 nucleotides. Its product is annotated as scopoletin 8-hydroxylase-like. The record is from RefSeq and is a predicted model, not a curated record. Bases 1 to 1092 code for a protein of 363 amino acids. The transcript has 3 exons. Lineage: Eukaryota; Viridiplantae; Streptophyta; Magnoliopsida; Malvales; Malvaceae.
AUGGCACCUAAUCUCGACGAUGCCAACUCUAUUUUUGAAUUUGUUGUCAAAGAAGGAAACGGUGUAAAAGGAUUGGUUGACUCGGGCCUUUACAAGGUGCCAGUGUCCUACGUGCAGCCACCAAAAGAACGAAUAGACAAGGAAAACGCCAUCAAACUCGACUUGCCACCCAUUGAUCUGUCGAAGCUGGACGGCAAUGGCCACGAUGAAGUGGCCAAGCAAAUUGUUAGAGCUGCAGAGACUCUGGGUUUCUUCCAAGUUGUUAACCAUGGAGUCCCUCUUCAUCUACUUCAAUCCCUUAAAGACACUGCACAUAUGUUCUUCAGCUUGCCCCUUCAAAGGAAGACUGUUUAUCUUGAACCAGUAAGUCCAACUCCACUGGUGCGGUACGGCACCAGCUUUAGGCCAGAGAAAGAGAAAGCAUUAGGAUGGAAAGAUUAUAUCCUCGUUCAUUACACCGACGACCACGAAGCUCUUCGACAUUGGCCUGCAGAGAUCAAAGGGGUGUUACUGGAGUACUUGAGGUCUUCAAUCAUCAUGGUGAAGAAAUUGCUUCAAGUUUUGUUGGGAAAUUUAGGGGUGGAACCGGAUGACUCGAUGGUUGGUGUACUCACCGGCAAGAAGAUGCUUAGUAUGAUCCUCUAUCCUACAUGUCCCGAUCCGGAUCUCACUGUCGGAGUAGGACGUCACUCUGAUAUAGGUACUCUUACGGUGUUGUUACAAGACGAAAUCGGUGGCUUAUAUGUUAACAUCGAGGAAGAUACGGAAUAUGGAAAAAAAGGAGAGUGGAUAGAGAUCUCUCCUACUCCCGGUGCCUUGGUCAUCAAUGUUUGCGAUAUGUUACAGAUACUAAGCAAUGGAAAGUACAAAAGUGCAGAACAUGGAGUUCGUACAUCAAGCACAAAUUCAAGGGUUUCAUUACCAGUCUUUACAAUGCCAAUAGAAACAGCAAAGAUUGCACCUUUGCCUCAAGUGGUGGAGAAAGAUGGGAUUGCUCUUUACAAAGAAUUCGUGUUUGUGGAUUAUCUAAACAAUGUUUUUGGAAAUGCACUCGACGGUAAGAAAUCACUUGAUUUUGCAAAGAUUAAUUGAUUAAAUGCUUCAUCG